Molecule: messenger RNA, 1078 nt
Organism: Annulohypoxylon maeteangense
Lineage: Eukaryota; Fungi; Ascomycota; Sordariomycetes; Xylariales; Hypoxylaceae
Exons: 3
Coding region: 143-811 (222 amino acids)
Molecular function (GO): acyltransferase activity, transferring groups other than amino-acyl groups
Source: RefSeq, a predicted model, not a curated record
GCCUACUAGAUAAAUACAUCUCGAUCUAGUAUCGAUUAGAUAAAUAUGAAUAAGGAACUGCAACACAUUAGAAGACGGCUCUCGAAUUUUACUAUUUUGUUCAACGUUACAUACUUCAAUUCUAUCAUCACAUCUGUGAACAAUGGCGCCGUUGAGGCUUCACGAACUUUCUAGUGAUGAAGAGUUCAAGCCGCUCGUCGAUGUAGAGCAUGAAGCUUACAGCAAGCCUCUCAAUGGUGUUUGGGAGAUCUUGAAAGGCUCUUCGAGAGACGAGUUCUGUGCGCGUCAACUGUCAUGGCACAAAAGUGACCCCACCAGCAAUUGGAUCUAUGUUACCGACGAAGCGACCGGCGAGGUAAUUGGUGGGACACAAUGGAAUAUUCACAAAACGAAUCCAUUUGCAGUUGAACGGACACCGCUUACGGCUUACUGGUUGCCUGAAGGGACCAUGAAACAGAUUGGGGACCAGCUCAUGCUUGCCUGGGAAUCGAAACGUCCUACUUUCGCAAGCAAACCACAUCUCUUAAUAGAGUUCUGCUUUGUACAUUCCGCACAUAGAAGACAGGGUGCUGCGAAAAUGAUGUUGGAGUGGGGCACAAAAAAGGCCGAUGAGCUUGGAUUAGAAGCAAUCGUCGAAUCUACUGAAUCGGCCCGCCCAGUAUAUGAGAAAAGUGGAUUCUAUGUUAUCGACGACCUCUAUCUCGAUGCGCAAGUGGAGAAUCCAAGCGAGGAAUUUCAGGAAGCAAGACAACAGCUUGGAUGCCCUAUCCAUGGCUUCGUCAUGAAGCGAGACCCUGUGUCUACGAAGUAGACUACGGACAGCUUAUUUCAGAUGCUGAUAGCUACCUGCCUACCUAAGGAAGUACCGAGUAGAUGAACUUACCUAUAGUUAGCGCAGAUUGCCCCUUUUCCAAGUCCCGGCGUCUUGGUACAGUGGGUGAGUUCCACAUAUCCUUGAAACUUAGGGGACUAUUCAGGCAGGCACCCGAAUACAACUCGUAAGGGGCAUGCAGAUACUAGUUAGUUAGGUUCAUAGUUACAGAUUUUUACAAGUCCUUUUCCAAUUCUCUGAGAAGAU